Gavia stellata (red-throated loon) is the source of this 1519-nucleotide messenger RNA. Its product is annotated as N6-adenosine-methyltransferase TMT1A. The transcript has 2 exons. Lineage: Eukaryota; Metazoa; Chordata; Aves; Gaviiformes; Gaviidae. Gene Ontology annotation, molecular function: S-adenosylmethionine-dependent methyltransferase activity. The record is from RefSeq and is a predicted model, not a curated record. Bases 219 to 1007 code for a protein of 262 amino acids.
GCUUUCAGAUUCAAGCCAGUUAAACACUUACCCACAGGCAAUAAACUCAAAGCAACUUACACCUUCAUAAGGAAGUCCAGCCUUGCCCACUCACCAUGUGAGGCCGGGCCACUCUCGCCUCCCCGUGCCGGUUUUCCCGGCGGCUCUGCACAACCGCAGCACCCGCAGCGCUGCCACUUUGAGAGGACGCUUGGUGCCCGGCCAGCCAGACAGGACGGAUGGACAGACAUACACGUCCAGUUCAGAGGUGGCCCUGGCAGCAGCCGCCUGCAGGGAUGGCGCUCCUCUCCUUCCUCCGGCGAUGCGUUCAGCUCCUCGUCUUGCCCAUCCACAUACUGGCCUGCCUGGGCUUAUGGGACUCCUUCUAUAAGAAAGUCUUCCCAUAUCUCAUGGCCAAGAUGGCGCCCAUCUACAACCAUAAGGUCUACAAGCAGAAACAAGAGCUGUUCGGCAACUUAAGAAAAUCUGCAGGUCCUUCGGGCCAGCUCACGUUGCUGGAAAUCGGCACGGGCACCGGCACCAAUUUCCAGUUCUACCCGCCAGGCUGCCGGCUGGUGUGCACCGACCCUAACCCCAAUUUCAGGAAGUUCCUCCUCAAGAGCCUCUCAGAGAACCGGCACCUUAAGCUUGAACGUUCGGUGGUUGCUUCUGGCGAGGAUCUGCAUCAAAUACCAGACAGCAGCAUGGAUGUGGUGGUGUGCACCUUAGUGCUGUGCUCCGUGACCAACAUGGAGAAAGUCCUGACGGAGGUUUUGCGGGUGCUCAGGCCGGGUGGAGCCUUCUACUUCUUGGAGCAUGUGGCUGCAGAUCAUUCCAGCUGGACCUACUUUUGGCAAAAGGUCUGUGACCCAGCCUGGAAGUAUUUUGGAGAUGGAUGUUCCUUGAGCAGAGAGACACAGAAGGAGCUGGAGAAAACUAAUUUCUCAGAACUGAAUUUGAGGCGCAUUCAUGUCACACCUUACUGGAUGCCUACUAGUCCUCAUAUCAUUGGGUAUGCAGUAAAAUAAAUGACCAUGAGCACGGCGGGACACAGGACCUCCCUUCAGUCCUCUGUUCAUGCUUUAUAGAAGGUUUUUCACCCUUACGGUCAGCCCAUAUACAGCAGCUGGCUACCCAGAAUAAGAGUGUGGAAAACUUCCUGAGCAUCCAUAGCUCAUUCAAACUGGGAAUCACAUUCUUUGAUUUGUUAGAUAGGUUUUUCUGGAUACAGCUCUGAAAUAGAGCUGCUGCCCAGGGACCCAGCAAACGGGAAAGAAGUCUAGACAACAUGUUUCAGGCCAAUACAAAAUAAAGGAGGAGUCAGCACCUUAGAGAGCUGAGAAGGGGGAGACGGAGGAAAGGGAACAGAAGAUACACUCAAGCAAGUACAGAGGGCUAACAUUUUCCUAAGGGCAGAGAAUAAUGCCCAACCUCUAACAUUUCCAAUACAGGACACAUGCAUAAUAGAUACAGCAUCACUACGAGCAUUUUCAUUUCAGUCUUCCCAUUAUGAAACAUAUUUACGAGCAGGCGUUCGUUC